AUGUGUUGUUUAAGAAGAAGAAAGAAGAAGAUGAACCAACAGCAAUUAAUUCAAUCAACAGUCAUUGCUCUUGCACAUACCUUUGGGUAUGAUGAUGCUGUUAGACUUCAAGCUGAAGCUGAAUUGGAAAAGUUUAAAUCAAUGGAAGCAUAUUCACAAGUAUUAUUAAGAAUAUUGGCAAGUAAUGAAGUCAACAAUGAUAUCAAGAAUGCAGCAUCAAUCUUUUUAAAGAAUAUGGUUGUUCAAAAAUGGAGAGGAUCGAUUGAAGACGAGGUCGCCAGGAUGAGCGAUAUCGAUGCUCAAUUCAUCAAGGACAAUUUGUUGGAGGCAUUGGUACAAACAACCGGACCUGUCAAGAGACAGAUCCAACACAUGAUUGAAAUCAUUGCCAACCGUGAUUUCCCCGAGAAAUGGCCAUUGCUUUUGGAACGUUCCAUCGAAUACAUCAACUCGGGCAACGAUCAACUCGUACUAAACGGUAUCAUUGGUUUGCAAUUGGGUAUCAAGAAAUUCCAAUUUGUGCCAUCGGGUGAAAAGCGUAUUCCUUUGAUUGCCAUUUGCGAGCGUGUCAUCCCAUUGAUGUUGAAUAUCUUGGACACACUUGCCAAUGCACCAUCGGACAAUCUAUUCCAUUGCCCAGUCUUGGUGACAUGGACAAGGUUCCAAAACGACGCCGAGCUCUGGGAGGAGGAUCCCCACGAAUACUUGCGUUCCCAAUACGACGCAUUCAAGGAUGUGUACAGUCCCCGUAACGAGGCACACUCUUUUAUCCAAUUCCUCGUCGAGAAGCGUGGUCGUCAACAGUUUGACAAUAUGAUUGCCCUGUGCAUGCAGGUGCUUCACAAGUACUCGUCGACCGCUGACCCCGCCGCCAGAAACGCCGGCGAGAAAUACGGCGCUCUCGCCAUCCUCGGCCAUCUCAGCGACUACUUAAAGGGCAUCGCAUUCUACCGCGGCAACCUCGAGACCAUGCUAGUGUUGCAUGUAUUCCCCGAGUUACAGUCGCCACUUGGAUACAUGCGUGGUCAAGCUUGUUGGGCAUUUGCACAAUUUUACAACAUCCCCUUUUCCAACGUCUCCAACUUUUCCAAUGCACUCCGUCUCACACUCAACUUGCUCGGCGACGCUGACUUACCAGUCCGUGUUCGUGCCGGUACUUCCAUCUGCAACUUGGUGCGUUCCAAGCAAGGUACCGACGAGCUCCGUCCAGUACUCUCGCAGUUGUUGGACCGUCUCUUUGCACUCAUGAACGAUAUUGAGAGCGACGACCUCGUCACGUCAAUCGACUCGAUCAUCCGUCGUUUCAAGUAUGAGAUUGGCCCAUACGCAAUCUCGUUGACUCAGCGUUUGUGCGAGACGUUUAUGCGUUUGUGCGAGAAUGAAGACGACGACUCUGGCAUGGCUGCCAACGAGUGCAUGUCGGCUCUCCAAACCAUCUCGCGUGCCCUCGCAGAAGCCGAGUCACCCGAGUUGUACGCCGCACUCGAGCCCAUCGUCGUGCCAUUCCUCCAAAAGGUGCUCACACCCGAGCAACUUCUCUUUAUCGAGCCUGCCUGCAACAUCCUCACCUUUUUCACCUACUACCCCAAGAAGAUCAGUCCCCUCAUGUGGACGUUGUUCCCUUCGAUCAUCCAUGUCUUUAACGAGGGUGCAUUCGACAUGAUCGACAGCAUGGUCGACCCACUCGACAACUUUAUCUCGUAUGGCACUGAACACUUCCUCACUGGCGGACCCUACCUCGAGUCGAUUGUCGACAUGUACAAGCGUGUGCUCGGCGACAUCAACAUGCCAGCAUUCGAGGCUGGCGAGGUCUGCAAGAUCAUGGAAUCCGUGUUGCAACGCUGCCGUGGUCGUGUCGACCACAUCAUCCCACACGUGCUCGAGACUGCCUGUGGCCGUCUCCUCAACACUAGCAAGGAGAAUGAAAUGUCCAAGGAAUUGACCGUCUAUUUGCUCGAGCAAGUCUCCAACUGUCUCUUUUACAACGCAGCCAUCACUGUCGACUUUUUGAUGCGUCACAAUCUCGUUCAACCAGUCUUUAUCAAAUGGUUUGCUUCGAUCAAGUUGUUGCAACGUUUCUACGACAAGAAGAUUUGUUUGCUCGGUCUCUGCUCGAUGCUCGCCAUCACACCAACACCCGCCUUUGUCGUGGCCGGCUCCACUCACAUCAUUGCCAACGUCAUGGAAAUGAUGAAGUAUAUGUUGACCAUUGAAAAGCAAAUUGAAAAGGAAGGAGAAAAGAAAGAAGGCGACGAUGAUUUCAUUGAACAAGAAGAAGACGAAGACGACGACGACGAUGAAGAACACAUGUUUGGCGAAGGCGAUGCCGACUUCCAAUUCAAUGAAAAUGCAGAUCACGAGGACGUAGACGACCCCGAAGAAAGACAUCUCGACCAACUCGAACAAUUGACCAUGUUUUUGGACGAUGGAGGCGAGCUCGAGGGAGAUGGCGAAAUUGAAGAGGCCGAGUUUGAAGGUGAAGACCUCGACGGCGACAAUGAAGACGAAGAAGAAGAUGAACUAUUUGAAAAUGAACAAGGUGGCGGCUUUGAGACACCAAUCGACGAUGUUGACGAACUCGAAUUUUUAAUCAACAGUUUCAAGAGUCUCUUUACCAACUCUCCUCAAUUGGAAGCCACUCUCACUCCAAAACAACAACAAAAGAUCAAGAAAUACAUAGACCUCAUCCCAAUCCGUAAGGCCAAGGAAGCUAGACAAAAACAAUUAGAUGCUGAAGACGAUGCUAAAAGAUCAGCUGAAGUUCAAGCAAAAAAGAAUUUAGGUAAAAAUUAA
This is a messenger RNA of Cavenderia fasciculata, 2793 nucleotides long. RefSeq lists its product as uncharacterized. Gene Ontology annotation, molecular function: small GTPase binding. Lineage: Eukaryota; Evosea; Eumycetozoa; Acytosteliales; Cavenderiaceae. The transcript has 5 exons. Bases 1 to 2793 code for a protein of 930 amino acids. Gene Ontology annotation, cellular component: nuclear envelope; cytosol. The record is from RefSeq and is a predicted model, not a curated record. Gene Ontology annotation, biological process: protein import into nucleus.